AUGUCUCGGACAACCAGUGUCCCACGUGCUUUUCAGUCCAUUAAGUCGCUGCCACCUGAGUACAAGUAUGAUAAUAAUCGAAACGCUGGUCAAGUGGAGAAGCAUGGAAAUGUUAAACUGAGAAGCAAUGAUCUGAUUCGAUCAAAUGGUCGUGAAAAUGGUGUAAUAUCGGGGGAGGUUUCUAAGGAAGCCAAUAACAGUGCUGGCGACAUGGAUCUCUUUGACGAAGAAUCUCCUUAUGGUGGAAACGCUGAAUCAUUUGAAGACAGGCCGCCGUAUGCCAAUGAAGACUCAAUAUCUGCUUUGUUGCCCCAACCGUCAAUUUCAACGUCCUCUAGGGAAAGCAGGUGGAGUGAUACAACUCCUUAUGCUUCAAAGAAGAAGCUUCAGUCUUGGUUUCAACUUUCUAAUGGGGAUUGGGAACUGGUAAAGAUAAUAUCAGCUUCUGGAGCAGAAUCUGUCAUUUCACUGCCUGAUGGGAAAGUUUCAAAAGUGAAAGAUGAAAGUUUGGUACCGGCAAAUCCUGAUAUUCUUGAUGGAGUGGAUGACCUGAUGCAACUUAGUUAUUUAAAUGAACCGUCAGUUUUAUACAACCUGCAACAUAGAUACAAUCAAAAUAUGAUCUAUACAAAAGCAGGGCCUGUUUUGGUGGCCGUAAAUCCCUUUAAGAAAGUUCCUCUGUACGGUAUUGACUAUAUUGAAGCCUACAAGCGUAAAGCAAAUGAAAGCCCUCAUGUGUAUGCAAUUACAGACUCAGCCAUAAGAGAGAUGACACGGGAUGAAGUUAACCAAUCAAUAAUUAUAAGUGGAGAGAGUGGAGCAGGGAAGACUGAGACAGCAAAAAUAGCAAUGCAAUACCUGGCUGCCCUUGGUGGUGGAAGUGGAAUAGAGCAUGAAAUAUUAAAGACUAAUCCAAUACUGGAAGCCUUUGGAAAUGGAAAAACAUUGAGAAAUGACAACUCAAGUCGUUUUGGAAAACUCAUUGAGAUUCACUUCAGUGAAACAGGAAAAAUAUCUGGUGCUAAUAUUCAAACAUUUUUGUUGGAGAAGUCUAGAGUAGUCCAAUGCAAUGAAGGGGAAAGGUCAUAUCAUAUAUUUUAUCAGCUAUGUGCUGGAGCACCACCAUCUCUCAGGGAGAAGCUAAAUCUACAAAGUGUGGAAGACUAUAAAUAUCUGAGGCAGAGCAAUUGUUAUUCAAUUACUGGCGUUGAUGAUGCAGAAGAAUUUCGUAUAGUCAUGGAUGCUCUAGAUGUUGUUCACAUUAGCAAAGGAGACCAGGAGAAUGUAUUUGCAAUGCUUGCUGCAGUGUUAUGGUUGGGAAACAUAUCAUUUACUGUGAUCGAUAAUGAAAAUCAUAUUCAAGCCGUUGAGGAUGAGGGGCUGUUCAGCACUGCCAAGUUGAUUGGAUGUGAAAUUGAAGAUCUGAAGUUGACUUUAUCAACUCGCAAAAUGAAAGUUGGUAAUGAUAUUAUUGUCCAGAAGUUGACGCUAUCUCAGGCUAGUGAUGCAAGAGAUGCUUUGGCGAAGUCUAUUUAUGCAUGUCUGUUUGAUUGGCUGAUCGAACAAAUAAACAAAUCACUAGCUGUUGGCAAAAGAAGAACUGGCAGAUCUAUCAGUAUUCUAGAUAUAUAUGGCUUUGAGUCAUUCAAUAGGAACAGUUUUGAGCAGUUCUGCAUAAAUUAUGCAAAUGAAAGAUUACAGCAACACUUCAAUCGUCAUUUGUUCAAGCUAGAACAGGAGGAAUAUAUCCAAGAUGGAAUUGACUGGGCUAAAGUUGAAUUUGAAGACAACCAAGACUGCCUUAAUCUUUUUGAAAAGAAACCACUGGGGCUACUAUCCUUGUUAGAUGAAGAGUCUACUUUUCCAAAUGGUACUGAUUUAACAUUUGCCAACAAGCUUAAGCAGCAUUUGAAUUCUAAUUCAUGCUUCAAAGGAGAACGAGAAAAAGCCUUCACUGUGCGUCAUUAUGCAGGAGAGGUCACUUAUGAUACAACUGCAUUCUUGGAGAAGAAUAGGGACCUAUUGCACGUGGAUUCCAUCCAACUUUUAUCCUCAAGCAAAUGUCAUCUUCCUCAGAUAUUUGCAUCCUAUAUGCUUACUCAGUCUGAGAAGCCUGUAGUUGGUCCCUUGCACAAGUUAGGCGGGGCAGAUUCCCAAAAGCUAAGUGUUGCCACAAAAUUCAAGGGACAAUUGUUUCAACUGAUGCAACGUUUAGAGAGUACCACCCCUCAUUUUAUUCGCUGCAUUAAGCCCAAUAAUCUCCAAUCACCUGGAUCAUAUGAGCAAGGACUUGUGCUACAGCAGUUGAGAUGUUGCGGGGUCCUAGAAGUGGUUCGAAUAUCCCGAUCAGGCUUUCCCACUAGAAUGUCUCACCAAAAGUUUGCGAAAAGAUAUGGUUUUCUUCUCCUUGAAAAUGAUGCAUCUCAAGAUCCACUUAGUGUUUCUGUUGCUAUUCUUCAUCAGUUUAACAUUUUACCUGAGAUGUAUCAAGUUGGCUACACAAAACUAUUCUUCCGAACUGGGCAGAUUGGAGUGCUCGAAGAUACUAGAAAUCGUACUCUCCAUGGCAUUUUACGUGUACAAAGUUGCUUUAGGGGUUAUCAAGCUCGUUGUCUUCGCAAGGAACUCUGGAGAGGAAUCACUACUCUUCAGUCAUUUAUUAGAGGAGAGAAAAGCAGAAGGGAGUUUGCAACUUCGCUUCAGAGACACAGAGCGGCUGUUAUUAUACAGAAGCACGUGAAAACAAUAUAUGCAAGAAACAGAAUGAAAAUGACCACUGAUGCUGCAGUUGUCAUACAGUCAUUUAUUCGGGGAUGGUUAGUCAGAAGAUGCUCAGGAGAUAUAGGAUUUUUAAAACCUGGAGGCAUGAAGACUAAUGAAGCAGAUGAGGUUCUGGUGAAGGCCUCUUUCCUAGCUGAAUUACAACGCAGGGUGCUUAAGGCAGAAGCCGGCCUGAGAGAGAAAGAAGAGGAAAAUGACAUCCUUCAUCAACGACUUCAACAGUAUGAAAGCAGAUGGUCUGAAUAUGAACUAAAAAUGAAAUCCAUGGAAGAAGUAUGGCAAAAACAAAUGAGAUCCUUACAAUCAAGCCUCUCCAUUGCAAAGAAGAGUCUUGCUAUGGAUGAUUCCGAUAGAAAUUCGGAUGCUUCCGUUAAUGCAAGUGAGGACAGGGAAUACAGCUGGGAUAUUGGAAAUAAUCACAAACGCCAAGAAAGCAGUGGAACAAGAUCCAUGAGUGCUGGUUUGAGUGUUAUAAGCCGGUUGGCUGAAGAAUUUGAGCAAAGGAGUCAAGUGUUUGGUGAUGAUGCCAAGUUCUUGGUUGAGGUAAAAUCUGGUCAAAUUGAAGCAAGUCUGAACCCAGACAGAGAGCUUAGAAGGUUAAAACAAAUGUUUGAAGGUUGGAAAAAGGACUAUGCAACCAGACUGCGUGAAACGAAGGUUAUUUUAAAUAAACUUGGAAGUGAAGAUGGUUCAUCAAUAGAGAAAGCUAAGAAGAAGUGGUGGGGAAGAAGGAACAGUACUAGGAUGAGUUGA
This is a messenger RNA of Vicia faba (fava bean), 3534 nucleotides long. Lineage: Eukaryota; Viridiplantae; Streptophyta; Magnoliopsida; Fabales; Fabaceae. The record is from the annotation of a GenBank genome assembly.